UCCCCAGUGAGGCAGGCCAGCCAAUCACUGACGCGGACUGUGAACGGUGACGCAUGCGCCCUGGAGUGUCAAGUUCAUGUGUUCCAGAAGCACCGUGGAGGUCACGAUUUUCUGAGCAGGACAGAGAGGGCUGCUGGAGGCUGCACACCAUCAUGGCAAAGCUGUUUGAGAGCAUCGGGAAGCUGGGGCUGGGGCUGGCUCUGGUGGGAGGGGUGGUGAACUCCGCCCUGUAUAACGUGGAUGCCGGUCACAGAGCGGUGAUAUUUGACCGUUUCCGAGGAGUCCAGGACAUCGUGGUGGGAGAGGGAACGCACUUCCUCAUCCCCUGGGUCCAGAAACCAGUCGUGUUCGACUGCCGGUCUCGCCCACGCAACGUCCCAGUCAUCACAGGGAGUAAAGAUCUGCAGAACGUGAACAUCACGCUGAGAAUCCUGUUCAGGCCGAUGGCGGGCCAGCUGCCCCGAAUCUUCACCAGCAUCGGGGAGGACUACGAUGAGAGAGUGCUGCCCUCCAUCACCACGGAGGUCCUCAAGUCUGUCGUGGCUCGCUUCGAUGCGGGGGAGCUGAUCACGCAGAGAGAGCUGGUGUCCCGGCAGGUGAACGAGGACCUCAUGGAGAGAGCCGCCACCUUCGGGCUCAUCCUGGACGACGUCUCCCUGACUCACCUGACCUUUGGGAAGGAGUUCACAGAGGCUGUGGAGAUGAAGCAGGUGGCCCAGCAGGAGGCAGAGCGAGCCCGCUUCGUGGUGGAGAAGGCGGAGCAGCAGAAGCAGGCCACCAUCAUCUCGGCGGAGGGAGACUCCCAGGCCGCCCUGCUCAUCGCGGACUCGCUGGCCACGGCGGGCGACGGGCUGGUGGAGCUGCGCAAGCUGGAGGCAGCCGAGGACAUCGCCUUCCAGCUGUCCCGGUCCCGCAACGUCACGUACCUGCCUGGGGGCCAGAGCACGCUGCUGCAGCUCCCUCAGUGAGGGAGGCCGGGCCCCCAGAGAGGAGAGCAGCCCGCCGCGGAACCAUCGGAUUCACCACAGCGGGCCAGGAUAGCACCUGUGCAUUUUUUUGUUUGUUGUCUGCCUCUUCUGUAGCCACCCAGUACUCUGAUGUGGCGGUCUUGUGAUAAUGUACAAUCUCUCCCAUAAUAUAUCCGGCUGAUUUUAACAUAUUAAACUUAUUUUUUUAAUUCUC
Molecule: messenger RNA, 1182 nt
Organism: Acipenser ruthenus (sterlet)
Lineage: Eukaryota; Metazoa; Chordata; Actinopteri; Acipenseriformes; Acipenseridae
Product: prohibitin 1-like
Exons: 7
Coding region: 54-968 (304 amino acids)
Biological process (GO): mitochondrion organization
Cellular component (GO): membrane; mitochondrion
Source: RefSeq, a predicted model, not a curated record